AUGAAUCCUUACACUCCGCCCGAGACAGGAACCCAAGGAUCCUUAUCCCGGCAAAACUCCAGUUUCCCAUCCAUGUCAAUGAGUCCUUCUUCGCGGCCAGUACUGCCAAUGGAGGUCCCCCACGCCAAACGCAACACAAUCAACCAGAGGCGUUGCCGCGCCCGACGGCAGGUGUACAUUGAAGACCUCGAGCGCCGGAUACGCGCUUACGAGGCUCAAGGCGUGCAAGCUACUACGGAAGUGCAGACAGCAGCACGGAAGGUCGCGGAGGAGAAUCGCGCCUUGAGAGAGGAGGUCAAUGCUUUACGGGGGCAGAACGAGGCUUUGCAGAGGGCAUUGGCAGCGUGUUCCGGUGGCCUGCAAUCGAAGGAGAACAAGCUGGACGGCAGUUCCUCCACGGACGGACGAAAGAAGAUCAGACGGGUCGGCCCAACGAAGAAGAGCCGCGCGUUUGAUGGCAAGGCAUUUGCGCAGGGCCCUUCCUUCACGAUCUUCAGAGAACCAUCUCAUCAGGAUCCUGAAACAGACGCGACCAACAUCCAAAUGGGUGUUCCGUCGACUCCCACAUCUUCUUCUCGCCUCCCACCGAUGCUCACGUCCGGACCGGCUCCAAAAACAUUCACUUUGCAUGAUAUCGCAGCAGCCGACGGCCAAGAAGAACGUAUCUGGCGUCCAACCGUCGAAGAAGAGGACGAAACUUCGGCUUUCAUACCUUCGCCUCCACCAUCGACUUUUACCACUUCGGACCCUGAAGACCUGUCGGCAACAGCACACCAUCCCUACUCACCUCCACCGCCCGCCGUCUCUUCCUUCCAAUCCAGGUCAAAAAUCUGCCAGCCCGUCAGCACUGCCAACAGCACGCCCUGUCUCGAAGCCGCCCUCAUCAUCGCCAGCAUGCGCGGAGUCCCCUCCGACGACAUUACAGUGGAAACAGAAAUCCUGCCCGAACUCGGUUGCUCCGGCCCCCUCUCGCGGCCGAGAUGCAUAUCGCCCGAGGAUUGUAGGGGACACGGCCACGGCCACGGAUACAGCCAGCGCCCCAGAUCGGGGAAUAGCACUAGUGCCAUCAUUAUCGACGACAGAAAUAGGGGAGAACUGGAAAUUUCUACGUGCGCGGUCGACAAUGGGAGAUUAUUUGGCAUUCUCGCGCGGGACGGGUGA
Messenger RNA from Fonsecaea multimorphosa CBS 102226, 1161 nucleotides. RefSeq lists its product as uncharacterized. Bases 1 to 1161 code for a protein of 386 amino acids. Lineage: Eukaryota; Fungi; Ascomycota; Eurotiomycetes; Chaetothyriales; Herpotrichiellaceae. The transcript has a single exon. The record is from RefSeq and is a predicted model, not a curated record.